This is a messenger RNA of Phragmites australis (common reed), 1829 nucleotides long. RefSeq names its product putative serpin-Z12. Gene Ontology annotation, molecular function: serine-type endopeptidase inhibitor activity. The coding region runs from base 60 to 1631 and encodes 523 amino acids. The record is from RefSeq and is a predicted model, not a curated record. NCBI's taxonomy places the organism in Eukaryota, Viridiplantae, Streptophyta, Magnoliopsida, Poales, Poaceae. The transcript is spliced from 3 exons.
CUCGUGGUUCAGUAAGAGCACAUCAUACAGGCAAGCAUACCACCAUAUAGUUGCGGACGAUGAGCUCGCGGUGCCCGGCCGGCUCGCCGAACUCCACGUCGUGGCGCCACGACGACCACCCCGCUCCGACGCACGGCGCCGGUGGCCAGUCUUCCCAGCUGUUCCCUGUUCCAAACGUCGCGGCAUCCAUUGCGAGCUACCUCGCCUCCCAGCCGCCACAGCCUCACACCAACACGCGCCGACCACCCGUUGGCGUCGACACCCCCCUGUCCCAGCAUCCUCCCCGCCAGCACAGCACCGCGGCGCUGCGCCCGUGGGCGCCGGGCCACCAGCACCGCGCCACACCCGCCGCCCCGUGGACGUGGUCGCCCACGUUCGCGCUGCCUCCUCCUCCUAGCAUUCCGUCUUGGACCGUGCGGCCGAACGUGAUGGUCCCAGGUGAGAUCCAUUACGUCGCCUCCGGCGGCGGCACGGCGGGGACGGCCGGCGACUACGCGCCAGGCUGCCUGCGCGUGGCGAGGCGCGCCGGGUGUAAGGCGGCCGACAAGGGGCGCAACUUCGUGCUCUCGCCGCUGUCGCUCCACGCGGCGCUCGCGCUGGUGGCCGCCGGCACGAACGGCGAGACGCGGAUGGAGCUGCUGGGUUUCCUGGGGUCGGCGUCGCUCGACAAGCUGCAGCACGCCGCGGCUACAAAGCUGGUUGGCGAGCUCAGCGGCCUCCCGCAGGCGUCCUUCGCGUGCGGCGUCUGGGUGGACCGACGGUGGGAGCUCAAGCCGGAAUUCGCGGAGGUCGCCGGUGCUGUGUACACCGCCGUCGCAGAAUCCGUGGACUUCGUGUCACAGGCCGAACAGGUAAGGCAGCGUGUCAACGCCUUUGUGGCGGACGCGACGAAAGGGCACAUCCGUGCCGUCCUCCCUCCCGACUCCGUCGGGGCCUCCACGGUGGUCGUCCUCGCAAACGCUCUCUACUUCAAGGCGACGUGGGCUCAGCCGUUCGACCCGUCAAGAACCUUCCACGCGCCGUUCCAUCUCCCCGACGGCGCCACGGUGCGAGCCCCGUUCAUGACGAGCACGUUUGAGCAGCACGUCGCCGUCUUCCCCGGUUUCAGGGCCCUCAAGCUGCCCUACAGCCGCAAGAACGGCAACCAGUGGCGCCAGGACGCGUGCUUCUACAUGCUUCUACUCCUCCCUGACGAUGCGGCUCGCGGCCUCGGUGAUCUCUACGGCAAGGCUGUCUCGACGCCGGAGUUCAUCCGGAAGCACACGCCGGCGGGCAAGGUUCCGGUCGGGAUGCUCAUGGUCCCCAAGUUCAAGUUCACGUUCGAGUUCGAGGCGUCGGAGGACAUCCGUCAGGUGGGUGUGGCCAAAGCUUUCGGAGGCGGCGACUUUUCCGGCAUGGUGGCCGGCGGAGAUGGGCUCUACAUCACGGGAGUGUACCACAAGGCCACCGUCGAGGUGGACGAGGAGGGCACCGUGGCCACCGCAGCCACGGCCGUGAGCAUCUGCUUCUGCGCGAGCCAAGGCCUGCCGGUGGAUUUCGUGGUGGACCGGCCGUUCUUGUUCGCCGUGGUCGAAGAGAGGAGUGGCGCCGUGCUGUUCCUUGGCCAUGUGGUGAAUCCCCUGGCGGAGUGAUAAUGGCUUCUUCACCAUCUAUGUGGAGGUGGUUCCCCGGCAAGACUACUAUUCUCCGUCAGAAUAACGAUUUUCAUAAUAUUUGUCAUUUGUCCGUAAUUAAGUUUGGAAAUGCUUGUUCAUCAAGGUUUUAUAAGACAUACUCCAGUCGGUCUUUAAAAACAUGAUGUUCUGGUCAUAAAAACAAGAUGUAUAAAA